Molecule: messenger RNA, 1506 nt
Organism: Penicillium argentinense
Lineage: Eukaryota; Fungi; Ascomycota; Eurotiomycetes; Eurotiales; Aspergillaceae
Product: Protein kinase domain-containing protein
Exons: 3
Coding region: 1-1506 (501 amino acids)
Biological process (GO): protein autophosphorylation; peptidyl-serine phosphorylation; autophagosome organization
Cellular component (GO): cytoplasm; autophagosome
Molecular function (GO): protein serine/threonine kinase activity; ATP binding
Source: RefSeq, a predicted model, not a curated record
AUGUCUGCCGGACCUGCAAGUCCUGCAGGCUCCUCCACACUGGGACCUCCUCCAGGUUCUCCGCCUGCUGAUGUGUGGGCGGAGUCGUUUCCCAUGCUUGUCAAUCGAUUGCUAGAUCCUGCAGACCCGCUCGCUCAGAAACACUGGCAUCUUCAUCUUACGUUGCGGUAUCGUAUGGAAAACGCCUUUAUUGCCAGAGGUGACAAGCCAGUCUCGCGAUGUGAGCACGUGGUCUUUGAGGGGUACCAAGGUGGCCGAUCCGAUGAAUUGGCCUUUCAACAAAAUGAAGACCCCGUCCUGAUACAUCGUAUUGACCCCACGUUCCGUGGAGAAACUGCGGCGGAUCGGUUGCAGUCUAUGUGCCCCGAAGUUACAAAGGUCCAUUUUCAGGUAUUUGGUGUUGCUGGGUCAGGCACUUUCGGUACGGUGUUCGUCGCCCAGGAGCGCGGCGAAGAAGGCUCUGACCCUAGAGCCUUAAAGUACGUUGCUGUCAAGGCAGAACGGCAUAACACUUUACUUGCGGACCGCAUGGAUGAUCGCUACAGUCCCGGCAUGGUCUUGCUUCACGAGAAGUCUGAAGAGCUGCAUUAUAUCCCCGUCGAGGCAUUCAUUCUCUUUUUAUUAACCACAAGUGACAGGUUUCCUACUCUCGAUUCUGUCUAUGUCCAUGACCAGUACCAGGCCAUUGUCAUGUCCUCCUGCGUCGACAUUACCCCGGAUAUGGACCCAAACUCCUAUCCCUCCGGUGCGAUAUUUAAACCAUUCCAGGGGCAGUAUUUGAUAAAUCUGGAUCAUACACCCCUUCUAGAUGAGAUGGAAGCCUGUAAGGUUGCUUCGCAUCUCCUACAAGGGAUGUUAGAAUUGGCAGACAUGAAUCUCUACCACAAUGACAUUUCCGUUCUCAACUUCGUCGUUGGUCAGGAUCUGAGUGUUACAAUAUUUGACGUGGCAAAUUGCGCGUUUGGAUUCGAAGAGGAGGAUUAUAUAGCUCCGUGGAGCUACCUUCCUUUUCAGGAGUACCAAAUGGCGCCUGAACUUGCCGAGUCUUUGGCUCAUGUCGGAUGGUUUAAAAAGCGCGUUCGAUACUCAGAUGACUUGCGCAAAUGGGCGAUGUGGAAGCUUGGUGUAAUCAUCUAUGGGAUUCUUCACGGUUAUUGGCCAUGGGACACUGAGCGAGACGGGCACGUUAAUCUGCUCGAUUGGUAUAAAGUACCUGGCGAGUCAGAAGUCACAAGGGUCAUUAGAAGAAGAAAAAGAAUCAUGAAUGACCCAUUGCCUCUUAAUGAGAGCCUUAGCCAAGACUGCAAGGAUGUGCUUCAAGCUAUGCUAGCUAAGAACCCAUAUGAUCGACCAGCGCUGCGCGAGCUAGCAUCCAACUUUCCCUGGUUCAGACAAUGGACGUAUGCGAAUCGGGUCUGGAGACGUCCAUUUUCACAAAGAUUUUAUAACGAGUGUUGGAAGAAGGAUGACACUGUGAAAGAGUCGCCCUCCAAAGAGCACGUCUAA